CGGAUGCUGUUGCCACAGGAGCAGUUCAAGUGCAAUACUACAUUGUGUACUGUACACCACCGGACCCUGUCUCUGACCUCCAGCCAUGCUCACCAGGAACAUUCUCAUCCUCUGCUCAUUGGCACUGGUACUGGUUAAAGCGGACCUUGAAGCAGCUGAGGGAGGGUCCCAAGCCAUGUUUGCUACAGAUCCAGAUUCAACCUCAGAUGAAGCUCCAACCGAAAGCAUGAACCUGGUCUCACCCGACCUGCCCAAUGACGAGCUUCUGUAUUACAAUGGAGCAACUGCAGAUGCAAGCAGCACCAGUGCUGAGGCAGGAAACAGUGCACCUCAAGUAAAUGACGUGCCCAAAGCUGAUGCAGCUAAAUCCAGCAUGGAAGAGCCUGAUGAAGACGAAGCUCCAGACUCUGAGGAGGCAGCGGCGGCGGCGGCGGCUGUGAAACCCGCUCCGGUCCCGGUCCAGCGUGCAACCAAAUCCCAUAAUGCAUCAGCACGCAAGCGGAGCAAGCCCGUCUCUGCCUCAAAAAAGAGAUCAAGAAACCUCCGUCCCUGAGACGUGAACUGUGGAGAGAAACAGGGCAAAGCUGCAAUGACAAGGCAGUAAUAGAAGAAGGAGGAGAAAAACAAAUGAUAUAGAUGAUGUUUUCAGUGGCAUUUUUUGUUUUGGUUUGUGUUGAGAAUCUUGAACUAGACUUUAUCCUCUGUGAUGUACUGAUCCGUUUGUGCGUUUGACUGUUUGUUUGUUUGUGUUGGUGUGAAUGGUUACGACCUCUGUUUAAGGUCUCUGUUAAUGUGAGCUACACGAUUGUGCUUGCCAAAUAUUCUUCCAAACUUUACCCAGAGGCAAGGCUGACGUGGACACUUUAUAGAACUGAUUUCAUUUUAGAUCAGACUAGAUGUUAAAUAUGUCGUUAUAAGCUGAAAAUUUAUAGACUGUUCAGUUUUUUUGCUUGAUCAAUUACAGGAUAAAUCUGAAUCUAAAAAUCUCAGACUUGAUGAGAAAACUGGUGCUGGCAACCUGACGACAUUGUGCUCAGAUGUGCCAUGACUUUAGCGACUAGCAAACACAAAAGCCUUCGCUCUCCUCACAAUGUCAGUGUUUGAAUCAAAAGUGUUUCUCUCUUUGUUUUCAGUAACUUUUUUUAUACACAAAGUAUUUAACAUUAUUGAAUUUACUGAUAUUACAAUCAAUAACAUGUUAUUCUGAACACAUUUCUUUCUUUUUAUUGUACCCCUAA
This is a messenger RNA of Labeo rohita (rohu), 1238 nucleotides long. RefSeq lists its product as uncharacterized. The coding region runs from base 86 to 553 and encodes 155 amino acids. The transcript is spliced from 10 exons. NCBI's taxonomy places the organism in Eukaryota, Metazoa, Chordata, Actinopteri, Cypriniformes, Cyprinidae. The record is from RefSeq and is a predicted model, not a curated record.